AUGUCCUAUUUAUCAUCUAGAAUUAUAAUAAUAAACUUAUGCAAGAAUCAGACUUUGUCUGGUAAAACGUGUGCUGGAAUUCACCAGAAUUCCAUUGCUGGAAUUCACCAGGAUUCUGAUGCUGAAAUUCACCAGGAUUCCGUUGCUGAAAUUCACCAGGAUUCUGAUGCUGAAAUUCACCAGGAUUCCGUUGCUGGAAUUCACCAGGAUUCUGAUGUAGGAAUUUGCCAGGAUUUGGAUGCUGGAAUUCACCAGGAUUCAGAUGCUGGAAUUCACCAGGAUUCCGAUGCUGGAAUUCACCAGGAUUCCGAUGCUGGAAUUCACCAGGAUUCUGAUGCUGGAAUAUACCAGUAUUCUGAUGCUGGAAUUCACCAGGAUUCUGAUGCUGGAAUUCACCAGGAUUCUGCUACUGGAAUUCACCAGGAUUCUGAUGCCGGAAUUCACCAGGAUUCUGCUACUGGAAUUCACCAGGAUUCUGCUACUGGAAUUCACCAGGAUUCCGAUGCUGGAAUUCACCAGGAUUCUGAUGAUUCUGAUGCUGGAAGUCGCCAGGAUUCUGAUGCUGGAAUUCACCAGGAUUCUGAUGCUGGAAUUCACCAGGAUUCUGAUGCUGGAAUUCACCAGGAUUCUGAUGCUGGAAUUUGCCAGGAUUCUGAUGUUGGAAUUCACCAGGAUUCCGAUGCUGGAAUAUACCAGGAUUCUGAUGCUGGAAUUCACCAGGAUUCUGAUGCUGGAAUUCACCAGGAUUCUGAUGCUGGAAUUCACCAGGAUUCUGAUGCUGGAAUUCACCAGGAUUCUGAUGCUGGAAUUCACCAGGAUUCUGAUGCUGGAAUAUACCAGGAUUCUGAUGCUGGAAUUCACCAGGAUUCGGAUGCUGGAAUUCACCAGGAUUCGGAUGCUGGAAUUCACCAGGAUUCCAUUGCUGGAAUUCACCAGGAUUCCAUUGCUGGAAUUCACCAGGAUUCUGCUACUGGAAUUCACCAGGAUUCUGCUACUGGAAUUCACCAGGAUUCUGCUACUGGAAUUCACCAGGAUUCCAUUGCUGGAAUUCACCAGGAUUCCGAUGCUGGAAUUCACCAGGAUUCUGAUGCUGGAAUUCACCAGGAUUCUGAUGAUUCCAAUGCUGGAAUUCACCAGGAUUCUGAUGCUGGAAGUCACCAGGAUUCUGAUGCUGGAAGUCGCCAGGAUUCUGAUGCUGGAAUUCGCCAGGAUUCUGAUGCUGGAAUUCGCCAGGAUUCUGAUGCUGGAAUAUACCAGGAUUCUGAUGCUGGAAUAUACCAGGAUUCUGAUGCUGGAAUUCACCAGGAUUCUGAUGCUGGAAUAUACCAGGAUUCUGAUGCUGGAAUAUACCAGGAUUCUGAUGCUGGAAUAUACCAGGAUUCUGAUGCUGGAAUAUACCAGGAUUCUGAUGCUGGAAUAUACCAGGAUUCUGAUGCUGGAAUUCACCAGGUUUCUGAUGCUGGAAUUCACCAGGUUUCUGAUGCUGGAAUUCACCAGGAUUCUGCUACUGGAAUUCACCAGGAUUUUGAUGCUGGAAUUCACCAGGAUUCCGAUGCUGGAAUUCACCAGGAUUCUGAUGAUUCCAAUGCUGGAAUUCACCAGGAUUUCAAUGCUGGAAUUCACCAGGAUUUUGAUGGUGGAAUUCACCUGGAUUCUGAUGGUGGAAUUCACCAUGAUUCUGAUACUGGAAUUCACCAGGAAUCUGAUACAGGAAUUCACCAGUAUUCUAAUGCUGGAAUUCCCCAGGAUUCUGAUGUUGGAAUUCAACAGGAUUCUGAUGCUAGAAUUCACCAGUUUUCUAAUGCUGUAAUUCAGCAGGAUUCUAAUGCUGUAAUUCAGCAGGAUUCUGAUGCUGGAAUUCAGCAGGAUUUCAAUGCUGGAAUUCAGCAGGAUUUCAAUGCUGGAAUUCAGCAGGAUUUCAAUGCUGGAAUUCAGCAGGAUUUCAAUGCUGGAAUUCAGCAGGAUUCUGAUGCUGGAAUUCACCAGGAUUCUGAUGCUGGAAUUCACCAGGAUUCUGAUGCUGGAAUUCACCAGGAUUCUGAUGAUUCUGAUGCUGGAAUUCACCAGGAUUCUGAUGCUGGAAUUCACCAGGAUUCUGAUGCUGGAAUUCACCAGGAUUCUGAUGCUGGAAUUCACCAGGAUUCUGAUGCUGGAAUUCACCAGGAUUCUGAUGCUGGAAUUCACCAGGAUUCUGAUGCUGGAAUUCACCAGGAUUCUGAUGCUGGAAUUCACCAGGAUUCCAUUGCUCGAAUUCACCAGGAUUCCAUUGCUCGAAUUCAGCAGGAUUCCAUUGCUCGAAUUCAGCAGGAUUCCAUUGCUCGAAUUCAGCAGGAUUCCAUUGCUCGAAUUCAGCAGGAUUCCAUUGCUCGAAUUCAGCAGGAUGCCAUUGCUCGAAUUCAGCAGGAUUCCAUUGCUCGAAUUCAGCAGGAUUCCAUUGCUCGAAUUCAGGAGGAUUCCAUUGCUCGAAUUCAGCAGGAUUCCAUUGCUCGAAUCCAGCAGGAUUCCGAUGCUAUAAUUCAGCAGGAUUCCGAUGCUAAAAUUCAGCAGGAUUCCGAUGCUAGAAUUCAGCAGGAUUCCGAUGCUAGAAUUUGCCAGGAUUCCGAUGCUAGAAUUUGCUAG
Saccoglossus kowalevskii is the source of this 2619-nucleotide messenger RNA. Its product is annotated as dentin sialophosphoprotein-like. The record is from RefSeq and is a predicted model, not a curated record. Lineage: Eukaryota; Metazoa; Hemichordata; Enteropneusta; Harrimaniidae.